This is a messenger RNA of Soboliphyme baturini, 327 nucleotides long. The record is from the annotation of a GenBank genome assembly. NCBI's taxonomy places the organism in Eukaryota, Metazoa, Nematoda, Enoplea, Dioctophymatida, Soboliphymatidae.
AUGCAGGAAGACCUUGCGCAGUUGAAUAAGCUGAUCAACGAACUUACGAAAUCCGCCGAUUCCGACGGUCUGUUUUCCAUUCCUAGGGUUCAGCUACUAUGGAAAAAGCCGAUCGUCGAGGAACUGAAAGAUCUGGAGAAGAAAGUAGAGAAACUUCAGUUUUUUGAGAACGAAAUUGAGCAGUCAGCAUAUUAUCUUAAUCAGCUAGGAAAGAACCACAUAAAGUCACUGCAGCACAAGGAACUGAUGGACAAGGUUGAAGACUAUUACAAAAAGAUCGCUAAAUACGAACGCUACAUUCUCAGCAAGAUUCACACAGAACUGUGA